CAACAAUAUCCAACAUCACAGACUUUUAAAAAUGCCACCUUCGAUAUCUUCCUUACUGACCAGGCUGCAUCUUCAUUCAUCAGAUCUCUCCCAAGAGCUAGUCAGGCCUGUUCUCAGCGUAGUUGAAGAGUCCCAAAAGCAAGCAGAAGAUAAAGCAGAUCUCCCUUCCAUACAACAAUGUGCCAUCCACUUUGAAAUGUUGGAAGCAUUUUACGCCCUUCGGAAGCGGGUUACUGCCUCGAGGAAGCUGGCGAAAGCUCUUAUCCGUAUACAUAUCAAAAAGAGCCAUGGGAAGGCUCACAAAGAUCGAGAACUCUCCGACACAUGGUACCGAUUUCUAUCGAUCGCGGUAGUCAGGUUCCAGAAGUGGAUUCGCGCGACGGAUCAUCAUCUGAGAGCUAAACAGCCAGAGAUGAAUGACCCUAUUGUUCUACCUCCGCUUGACAUUCUAAUGGUAUGGCAUGCCUUUCUGCUCAAUCCACACGACUUUUCUGGAUAUUGCAUCUCGAAUCAUCUCAACCACAUUCGGGAUCUCUCGUUCCCCUGGACAGCAGUACAUCAAGCACUAUCCCAAGAAAACUGGAACUACACUCUGCCCGACCGCACGGCAACCUGGCUCUUCGACGAGCUCAACAUCGCCCCAGACCUAAUCAUGGCACUCCAACGCAACGAAGCCAUGACCGCCAAGGACAUUGCUACUACAGUCUCAGCAGAGAACACCCCGCUGAUCGACAACAUCCUCCGACAAGGCAUCUUCAUCGACAAAAUGCACAAUUUGCUUUGGAUCUGUAGUCCCGCGCUCCAAGGGACCCUCGCCCGGGCACUCGCGCGCUACGAACAUUUUGUUACGUUGUUCCGCUUGCACCCAGACAAAAUCCUUGUUCCGACCUUGGAUGUAGAUCUAGUCUGGCACACGCAUCUGUGUAGCGCAGAGCUAUACGAGAAGUCGAUGCUUGAGCGGACUGGGCGUUAUAUCAAUCAUGAUGAUAAACUCGGAGAGGAGGUAUUGACUGGGGCCUUUGAAACGACCGGGGAGUUAUUCGAGGCUGCAACAGGGGAGAUUUAUGGGGUUUGCUUCUGUUGGGAUUGUGAGGCGAUGCGCUCGGCUGGAGAGAUGGUCGGGGGUGAAGUUGGGGCGGACGCGCGAAAGAAGGUUGAGGAAGAGGUGGACUCAUACUGGCGAGCUGAAAUGGCCAGGCAGAAAUAGGUAGUUGGCUAUGGAUGCUUUGAAUCCGUGUCGUUAGUGAAGUCUUUGCCGUCAUCCCCAAAUCCAGUACCAUGGCGAAUCGCCUUGCGUUCGAUAACUCAGGAUUGUACAUGGC
Aspergillus homomorphus CBS 101889 is the source of this 1322-nucleotide messenger RNA. RefSeq lists its product as uncharacterized. Lineage: Eukaryota; Fungi; Ascomycota; Eurotiomycetes; Eurotiales; Aspergillaceae. The transcript has 3 exons. The record is from RefSeq and is a predicted model, not a curated record. Bases 32 to 1207 code for a protein of 391 amino acids.